AUGGCGUGUCCAUUCCUGCAAGAGGUUGUGGAUGAAGAAGCUCUUGUGCUCAGGAGAGCCUUCAGGCGGGAGAGGGUCUUCAGGGACAGGGCGAACCCAUUGGCCUUCCCUGAUGACCACCUACACGAAAGAUAUAGGUUUUCUGCAGAUGGCAUCCGAUAUCUGUGCAGACUGCUGGGUCCCAGGAUCCAACACCACACAGCACGGAGCCAUGCGCUGAGUGUUGAGCAAAUGGUGUGUGUGGCCUUGCACUUCUUUGCAAGUGGGGGCUUCCUGUACUCAGUGGGGGAUGCUGAAAACCUGGCCAAGGCCACAAUUUGCCGUGUGGUGCGUAGUGUCUGUCUAGCCCUCAAAUCACUAUCAGGUGUCUUCAUCUCCUUCCCUGGACACAGAAGACUCAGUGACAUCAAAGAGGAUUUUUAUAGGAUUGCAGGUUUCCCCAAUGUCAUUGGUGCACUUGACUGCACCCAUAUCAGAAUAAAAUCCCCCUCAGGUGCCCAUGAGGGAGAUUUUGUGAACAGGAAAUCCUUUCACAGCAUUAAUGUUCAGAUGGUCUGCAAUGCUGACUACCUGAUCAGCAAUGUUGUGGCAAAGUGGCCUGGCUCAGUCCAUGACUCACGAAUCUUUCGGUCCUCUGCAGUCUAUCGGCGCCUGUCACAAGGUGAAUUCUCUGGUGUGCUGCUGGGGGACAGAGGCUAUGCCUGCGAGCCUUUUUGCCUCACACCCUACGCAGACCCUCAGGAAGCAAGUCCAGACAGAGCAUGCGAUAUUACUGUGGCCUGUGCUGUCCUCCACAAUGUGGCCUGCCUGAGGAAGGAGAGGGCCCCCAGAGUGCCAUCAGAUGUGGACUGGGACAAUCCGGCCAUCUUCCCGGAUGACGACAGUGGCAAUCGGACACAGGUGUGCAAGAGAAAUAGAGGGGGAAGACGCUACAGGAGAAAGCACGAGGAACGAGCCGGAGACAGACGAAGAGUACCGGAGCGAGAGGACGAGAGGGUGAAGCAGCAGCAGCAGCAGCAGUGGCAACGGAGGGGCCGACGACGCGUAGCCCCUUGA
Epinephelus fuscoguttatus (brown-marbled grouper) is the source of this 1056-nucleotide messenger RNA. Its product is annotated as putative nuclease HARBI1. The transcript has 5 exons. Bases 1 to 1056 code for a protein of 351 amino acids. The record is from RefSeq and is a predicted model, not a curated record. NCBI's taxonomy places the organism in Eukaryota, Metazoa, Chordata, Actinopteri, Perciformes, Serranidae.